Molecule: messenger RNA, 1125 nt
Organism: Trichoderma aggressivum f. europaeum
Lineage: Eukaryota; Fungi; Ascomycota; Sordariomycetes; Hypocreales; Hypocreaceae
Exons: 1
Coding region: 1-1125 (374 amino acids)
Source: RefSeq, a predicted model, not a curated record
AUGCCUUCGUACGGCUUCGCCACGUCCGGGUGGCUUGCGCCGCCCAUCCAGUUCGCGUCCUUCAAGUCUCUCCUCGUCAUCCCCAUCAUCCUCUCCGUCGGCACCUUUGUCGCCCUCUUUGCCCAUUCCGACGUCGACAUCGCCUUGCUGUGGUCGCAAUGCCACUCCCGCGCCCGCAUCCCCGGCCUCAGCCACAUGCCGCUCAUCGGCACGCCGAGCUGCUUCCUCGUCAGCUUCUUCCAGGUCGCGCUCGACUCGCUGCGGUCCAAGGCCGUCAUGGCCGUGAUUCUGUCCUACGUUGGCGCGCUGGCGACGGUGUGCACCGUGGAGUCGGCCAGGCGCUGCAACAGGCCUAAUUCGCUGAUUGCGAAGCCCACGAUGUGGUGGCUGCUGUUCAACUUGCUCGGAGGCGCCAUGGUCUGGCAGCUGGUGAUUGUGCCGGCGUUUCUGCACCGGGCCAAGGCGCUGGUGCUCGCAGAGAAGCAGAGCCAGGGAGCCGGUCAUGAGGAUUCGACUGUGGCUGCGGCUGAAGUUGAAGAUAUCAGCGAGGAGGGCCGUACGCUGCCAGACUCGGAGGCCGUGGCCAUCCCCAUUGCCGUUGCUGCUGGCUAUUUCUUGCCCUCGAUCCUCAUGCUGGUCUUCAACUCUCCGGCUACCAUUACCGUCUGGCUCUUCUUCCCCCUCUAUGUCUCCGUCAUCCGCCAGGGCGUGCGUCACCUUGUCGAGACUAUCCGCCGUGUCAGCCCGACCAGCAUCCACCACGAGUCUCACUGGCAGUGUGUGGCUCUUGUCUACGCGUUGCCCAUUGUGCUGUCCAUCGCUGCGCACGCCUUUGUCAUCUGGAACCUUGCUCAGGGCGACGACCGCAAGAAGAUGACCAAGUUGACGGUAAGCUUCAUCGAAAUCGACUUUCAGUUCAUUGCCUGGACCGUCCUGUAUUGGGUCUUUGUCGAGGCGGGGUGGAGGGUGCCGCUGAGCAUGAUUGCGAUCUCCGUCAUUGCUGGGCCUGGUACGGGAACUGUUUUGGGGUGGCUGUAUCGUGAAAGACUGGUCAAGAAUGGCUUUACUAGCCGGUCUGUUGUCGAGAACGAGGAUCCUGCGGAGGAGAGACCGUUGUUGGGAUGA